Messenger RNA from Acytostelium subglobosum LB1, 873 nucleotides. RefSeq lists its product as hypothetical. The record is from RefSeq and is a predicted model, not a curated record. Gene Ontology annotation, molecular function: 2'-5'-oligoadenylate synthetase activity; double-stranded RNA binding. Bases 1 to 873 code for a protein of 290 amino acids. Gene Ontology annotation, cellular component: nucleoplasm; membrane; cytosol. The transcript is spliced from 2 exons. NCBI's taxonomy places the organism in Eukaryota, Evosea, Eumycetozoa, Acytosteliales, Acytosteliaceae. Gene Ontology annotation, biological process: regulation of ribonuclease activity.
AUGAGAUAUGUACCAUUCCAGAGUGUUGCUCCAGCUGAGACAUUCAAGGGCGGUUCAAUGGGCAAGGGUACCAACUGUGCCGAUCGACAUGAAGUGGACAUCUGUGUUAUAUUCUACGGAAUGAUGCCCACAUCUCGAGACAUGAAGAAAUACGUCGCUCUACUCUACAGUGCCCUGUCAUCAUCUCCCCAGUUUUCCAAUGUCCAGGAGAGUGAGCAUUCAAAGACGGUUGGGGACCCUGUAUCAGGCCAGAUCGAAAUACACUUCAGAAGUAUUGAGGUCACCUAUAAAGGUGUCAAGUUUGACAUAUUGCCAUCACCACCUCCUGUUGAUGGCAAAGCACUUCAAAGAUCAAUGUGGUACACUACACUGAACCGAAAGACUCAGCUGCCAUAUGCCCAUGCAACCGCCUCCCAUGACCAAGUCCAGUUCAUAGGAAAUACCUCCGCCAAGGGCAAGGACCUGAUCAGAAUGGUGAAGCUCUGGACAAGGUUACCUAUAUGGGGGUGGUCCAAGCGGGAGAAGAACCAGCCCAGUUCAUACCUCUUGGAGUUGAUAUCCAAGAAGGUGUUUGAGACAUUGGGCAGCACCAAACAGUUGAAUGACUUAUUCAAGACUGUAAUGCAACAACUUGCUGCUCCUUCCUUUGACAUUAAUUGGAGCGCUAGGUUCAAGUCAACUUGGAAGAAUGUGGCUGGUCCUAUCAAUGGUCGUCGUGUCCUGGAUCCAGUCAACGCUACCAACAACGUCUGUAGUGUUGUUAAGGAUUGGAGUUUGGUUGUAAGUAAAGCCUCUGGUUUACUCAAACAACAAAGUCAAAGUCAGGGCAUCCAGAAGAUACUAUGGUUCUGUUUCUUACCGACCGGAUCGUAA